Scaptodrosophila lebanonensis is the source of this 2564-nucleotide messenger RNA. Its product is annotated as GTP-binding protein Di-Ras2. Gene Ontology annotation, cellular component: plasma membrane. Gene Ontology annotation, molecular function: GTP binding; GDP binding; GTPase activity. Gene Ontology annotation, biological process: signal transduction. NCBI's taxonomy places the organism in Eukaryota, Metazoa, Arthropoda, Insecta, Diptera, Drosophilidae. The transcript has 4 exons. The record is from RefSeq and is a predicted model, not a curated record. The coding region runs from base 1438 to 2130 and encodes 230 amino acids.
UUCCACAGCACGGCUGCUGCGACAUUUUUGCAACGAAUUCAAUUGCAACGAAAAUGCAAAGGCUGCAAGUAAAUCUAAAACGCUUCACUUAGCCAAAAGGCAACCAGCCACACUCAGGCAAUCUUAGCAUAAUAAGGAGCAACGAAUAUUCUUAUUCUCUAAUUUGUUUUGUGUUUGCCGUGUAUUUUUGUGGGUGCGGAUGUGUGUGUGUGUGUGUUCUGAAACUGCAACACAUAUAAAAUCGAUAAAUCCAAGCCAAAAUAAAAUAAGGCAAAAAUCAACAACGGGAACGGGCUACAAAGUACGUGUAUUAGUAUUGGAGAGAGUGGGUGUGCGUGUGCGUAUGCGUAUGCGUGUGUGUGUGUGUGGAUACGUGUGUAUUUGUGUGCCUGUGCGUGGGAAAGAAAACAAAACGAACAAAACAGUGAAAACGACAACGGCUGCGUAGGCACAGGAAGUGGCAGCAGCAGCGGCGUUGACGUCGGCGUUGGCGUUGGUGUUGGCAGCAGUAUCAGGACAAAGCCCGCGGAAGUGAACAGUUACAGUUAGUGGCAACUUUAACCUGCGACCCCUUCCAAAUAAGCCAAAGCCUAACAAACACGCCAUUUGUCCGACAGUGUUCCCCCAAAACUAGGCAACGAUAUAUGUAUAUACACAUAUACCUGUGUAUGUAUAUGCAUGUAUGUGUGUAUGCACAUAUGCGUGUGUGUGCGCGUGUGUAUAUUUAGUAAGCCUACGCAUUUAUUUUAGUUACCGAAGUUUAAGCACAAAAAACGCUUGCACUUCAAAGCGAAUAUUUAUAAGCGUACCCUUCCAUUUCCUUUCAUGUUGUGCCCUGUCCUGCCCUGCCCCAAACCGACCGCUAUACUACACCAACGCCAGCAUACACACACAAAUGUAUAAAUGUGCACACCCACAUACAUGCAUACAUACUUGUGCCGCGAAAACAACUGCUUCCCUUUACAAUCCGCAAGUGCGUUACCUUAAUGCGCCUUAUCAUUAUGUCCAAUGAUGAAAGUGACGAUCUGACCUGCGGUAAUUUUGAAAAAAUCAAUAUUAGCACCUGGAAUUAGCGUACACAUCGAUGUGCAAAAACAAACAACAACAGUUGAAGAACAAAAUCAGUGUUGUUUGGCACCUAACAGAAAACCCUUAAACUCCCACACCAUUCCCAUCCUUAUCCCACAUUAUCGAACAAAAAGGCAGACACGCGCGUUUGUGUGCGUCGGCGUGAUGAACACAUGAUUUGCUCUUAAUCGUCGUUGCAGAUAAACCAAAGUAUGGAGCUCAAGUAAAACAUUCAAUCAGUUGACAUUAAACAGCUAGCAAGCUUCCCGGACGAGCGUGAGUGAGCGAGCUUGGGAGCCACAGCCAGUGCGUGACUGUGAGUGUAAGUGCGUGCAAUUCCACACAUUGAAAACUUGCCAAAGGCUCAAAAUGACGGAACAAAAGAAUCAAGUCACACGUGCCAUGCCGGAGCAGAGCAACGACUAUCGUGUCGUCGUCUUUGGAGCCGGCGGCGUUGGCAAGAGUUCUCUGGUGUUGCGCUUCAUCAAGGGCACGUUUCGCGAGAGCUAUAUACCCACCAUUGAGGAUACGUAUAGACAGGUUAUCAGCUGCAACAAAAACAUUUGCACGCUGCAAAUUACAGACACGACCGGCUCGCAUCAAUUUCCAGCAAUGCAACGUCUAUCUAUAUCUAAGGGGCAUGCUUUUAUUUUGGUCUAUUCGGUGUGCUCAAAACAAAGCUUAGAGGAGCUGCGGCCCAUUUGGGCGCUCAUAAAGGAACUGAAGGGAACCGAUAUACCCAAUAUACCGGUUAUGCUUGUGGGCAAUAAAUGCGAUGAGAGCGCUGAGCUGCGUGAGGUCUCACAGAUAGAGGGCCAGACUCAAGCGACGACCUGGAGUAUAUCGUUUAUGGAGACGUCGGCCAAAACCAAUCACAACGUGACCGAGCUCUUCCAGGAAUUAUUGAACAUGGAGAAAACGCGUACGGUUUCGCUGCAAUUGGACACGAAAAAGCAGAAGAAACAGAAAAAAGAGAAGAAAAACAAGGAGACGAACGGGGGCAUACCCGAGAAUGGGGAGGCGAGCGCCAGUGGGGCCAAGGAGAAGUGUCAUGUUAUGUAAGGCAUGGACGACAUCUUGGCCUGGGUUGGACUAAUACUCGGUUUGGGACUCGCAGCGUGAUGUUGAUGUUUUACCACUGGUAGUACCCGGAUACUCAACCAACCAACACCCACCCACCCACAAGCACACAUACACGCGCACACACACUCUAAAACCCAUUAACUAAAGGCAAGCCGUUAGCGGAGAAAAUGAAAGGAAUUGGCUCUACAAAUACAAUUACAACAGCAACAAGAACAACACAGACAUAUACAUAAUGGGGACUGAUGAUAUCUGAGAACAGAAGAAAUACCACUCAUACAUAUGUAUACAUAAAUGGAUGUAUCUAACUAUCUGGCUUACACUUUUCCAUCAUAGACGGAACUUAAUUAGACAGAUUAUAGUUUGCAUAGCUAUUUUGCUUUUAUUUGAUAUUUAUUGUUAUGAUCGGUCCCUUA